Molecule: messenger RNA, 610 nt
Organism: Ceratotherium simum simum (southern white rhinoceros)
Lineage: Eukaryota; Metazoa; Chordata; Mammalia; Perissodactyla; Rhinocerotidae
Source: RefSeq, a predicted model, not a curated record
UGUACAGCCCUUAACCCCUAAGCACCUAGGAAACCACACAGCUCCGGACUAUUUGAUUCACCUGUCCCAAAAACAGAGCCGGCAGGUCCAUGGCUGGCAGGCCUGUGCUCCCCAGACGCCAGGAGGAGGAGUCUGCCCAAGAUCCCGGGCUGAAACUAUCACCGGUGCGACCCCCAGGCCGCCUGCCCAGCAUUGAUGAGGUCCGACGAGCAGGGCCAGGCCCGGCCUCCUGCCACGGCUCCGUGCUGGGCCUGGUCUCGUCCUUUUCACGCCGCAACUCACUGGCCGGACCAGGCCCGGGCCCGGGGGCUCGGCGACCGUCCCUGGGCCCAGUGCCUCCUCUAGGCUCGCGGCUCAGCUUCUCGGGGUUGCCGCUAGCGCCCGCCCGUCGCGCGGCGCCUUCAUACCGCACAGAGCCGGCGCCCGGGGAGCGCUGGGAGGCCGCGCGCGCACAGCGGGCCCUGGAGGCGGGCGUGCGCGUGGUGAGCCACGCGCUCUGGGACGCGGCGCGCGACGGGCUGGCCUCCGCCGCCGUCACCAACGCCUCGCUCUUCGCCGUGGCCAUGGUCCACGGGCUCUACUGCGAGUGAGGAGGCCCCCCCAAUUCUGC